This is a messenger RNA of Lottia gigantea (owl limpet), 724 nucleotides long. RefSeq lists its product as hypothetical. The coding region runs from base 22 to 519 and encodes 165 amino acids. The transcript has 4 exons. The record is from RefSeq and is a predicted model, not a curated record. Lineage: Eukaryota; Metazoa; Mollusca; Gastropoda; Lottiidae. Gene Ontology annotation, molecular function: heme binding; oxygen binding.
CGUACGUUAAUGUAAGAUAAAAUGAGUGCUGAUAAUAUGGGAUGUGGAAGUAGUAGUGGGGUGUCCACUGGAAUGCCAGCAGAUCUGACAGAAAAAGACAAGGAACUGGUAAAAAGUUCGUGGGCCAAGUUUAAUGAAGGAGAUGUUAUAGCUGAUGGUGCUCAUAUAUAUUAUAAAUUAUUUGAAAAAGCUCCCGAGGCGAAAGAAAAAUUUGGUUUUGCGAAGGACGGCGAAGUUAGCUUAGAGAACAAACAAUUUAAAGCUCACGUUCGAAAAGUCUUAGAUGUAUUCGAAUCUGUAGUACGAGAGAUAGACCAGUUGGAAGGACUUUUACCAGUCCUAAACGAUCUUGGUGCCAGACAUAAAAGUUAUGGUGUUCCAUUAAAAUAUUACGAGAUUUUGGGUUCCUGCAUUAUGUACGCCUGGGACAGAAAAUUGAAAAUGGAUGCCGAUACAAAGAAAGCUUGGGGUAAAUUAUAUGGAGUCGUCCAAACCGAGAUGAAGAAAGGCAACGCUUAGAAACUGCCGAGUAUCUUGAAACUGUACAUAGACAUACUAUAUUAUUAUAAAUUAUAUUUGACCAUUCUUCUGUGAUAUUUACUAUCGUAACCAUUGGUGCCUAAUAUUCAAUGUCAAUAUUUCGGGACGAUAUUAUUUUGUACAUUCGUAUUAAACCCAUGUCUAACAUGGCUUCCAAAAUCUUUAAUGAUUGAAUUUCAUAUUU